Messenger RNA from Brugia malayi, 981 nucleotides. RefSeq lists its product as uncharacterized. The record is from RefSeq and is a predicted model, not a curated record. The transcript has 5 exons. Bases 1 to 981 code for a protein of 326 amino acids. Lineage: Eukaryota; Metazoa; Nematoda; Chromadorea; Rhabditida; Onchocercidae. Gene Ontology annotation, molecular function: heme binding; oxygen binding.
AUGGGAAAUAUAGGAUCGGCUGGAUCAAAUAUAAAAGAGCAGCCACGAACUGAUUUAUCCGAUAAUGAACCUUCGAGUUCUCAACAACAAGUUGCAAGGAAAACUAGUCAACCGAUGCUUUUGAAAAAUCCAAGGCCAAGUAUAAGCAGCCAAGGAAGAAAAACUUCCGUACUUGUUCUAUCACAACGACAGAUUGUAAAAGGAUGUAUGGAUAAAGCGAAAGAUGACAUUGCGGAAAGAAUAUAUAGACGAAUAAUCGAAAAACGAGACGAUUUCCGGAAAUUUGUUGAAGCACUGUCUGAAGAGCAACGAUGUGAAUUAGCAAAUUCAUUACGUAGCUAUUUGAAAAAUGUUGUAAACCAGCUUAUGGAUAGGGCAGCAGUGCAACGAAUUUCGGAGGAUUUCGGUGCACGACAUGUACAGUACCGUUCUUCCGGUUUCCGACCGGAUUUCUUUGCUAUCACGGCAGAUGCGGUUACAACGGAAUGUGUAUUGUUAGAUGCCGCAGUACAUUCGGCAUCCGAAGCUUUAUUUGCUUGGUCAACGUUGACAACGUUUAUGUUCAGUUCCGUACGCGACGGUUAUUACAGUGAGCAACGACGACUGCGUAAAACAUCACAACAAUGCAUAAAUCGUAACAAAAUUUCUUUACCCGCUGCAUUAAUUGAAACAAUAAAUCGAUUCGAUAAUGGACGAAAAUUCUCAAAUGUUUCAUAUAAUAGUGAAUUUUUUGCUGAAAGUGAUGUUGAUGAAAUGAAUGAACUGGAAAAUAGUAAGAGCAUAGCAAAAUGGAUGGAAGAGGAAGAAGCAAAGUGUCGAUCAAAAAUGGCAGUAAGAGAUGUAGCAGAAAGAAUAGAAAUACUCGAAACAGGAGAUGAAGCAAAUGAUUCGAUUCAAGGCGACAUGACGAAGCAUAUGACAACAGAUGUCCAUCGACAACUUAGGAUAGCAUUUCAUGCUCGACGUGAUUCUACCAUCUAG